UGAGUUUAUUAUUUUCCUCUCGUGCGUGCACACUUUUUGUUCUGGUACCUCCUAAGCACUGGCUGAAUUUAUCUGACUCGUCUUGUAACUGGGACAACGGGCAGCCUCUCCCCGCUUGGCUCGAUGGCAUAUUUAGGGAUUUUCCCAACACAACCAUAUAUGUACACAGUCAUGUAUCCUUAACCUUUUUUAACUGACUCUCUUAUUUGUUCAUUAAAUCGGCCUUUAUUCAUAUAAUGCGUAAUCCAGGAAUGUAACGAUUUAAUUGGCACGAGAAAACUCGAGAAAAUAGCAACUGCACAAAUCGCAAUGACAACAAUGAAUGGCUAAAUUACUUCCGGACACUAAGGUUCCGCGGAGCUCCUCCUCACUAUUCUUUAUAUUAGCGACACCCAUUCAGUAGAUAUUUGAGCAUUUUUAGUUAUCUGUUCAUGUAGUAGAUUGGAAUACAACGUUUGUUUGCUCAAGUGGUGUCCACUGUCCAGUGCAUCAGGGGGAGUUUUAAUUGCUGGUGCAACCUAUAUAGUGGUCUGAUGCAUUGCCGAAACGUCCAGACUGGAACCAAACAAUGGACAGAGUAGGCUGCCCUGCACGGGUGUCACACCAGUCCUUGAUGGCAGCUGCAGUGUCUGUGGGUUUUCCUUUCUCCAUUGCACUUAACUGAUCAGCCAAUGUUAUUGAUUUGAGGCCAACGUACACCAGUGAUGUACUAUACUUUAUCUUGGCCAGGUCGCAGUUGCAAAUGAGAACUUGUUCUCAACUAGCCUACCUGGUUAAAUAAAGGUGAAAUAAAAUAAAUAAAUAAAUAAAAAUAUUAGUUAAUGUGCAACAUUCUGAACUUUACAGAUAGAAAUGGAAUGAAUAGGUUCUAGACGAUUCCCAUUUCUAGAUGACAAAGUUUUAUGCAGAAUACAUUUUGUCUAUCUGAGCAUACGGUAAUGUUGCAGCUGAACAGGGCCCUGUUCUAAAUUAGACACUGACUAAAACGGAAAAAGGAAUACCUGAAUCGUGUUCAUUAGCGCAUACUGUAGAAAAACAUUUUAAAAUAGGAAACACAAACAAGCUUAUUAAACAACAUUUCACUCUGUUUCGGGUCACUGUCUUCCAUUGUGUGCCUACUGAACAUGACCCAGCAGACACUGCGGCAGCCCUCCAGGUAUUGAGCCCAGCUGUACAGGCAUAAGCCCUGCAGGGUUUUAGUAUGGCUUCAGAGAAGAUGGAUGAUUACAGUGGGACACUGGGGCUGAAUGUUUACGUCAAAGAGGAGGAGGAAGCGGUGCAGGUGGAGGAUUUCACAAUGAAGGACAAGGAGGCAUUCACAGUGAAGGAGGAGGAUGAAGCUUUCACAGUGAAGGAAGAGGUGUUGACUUUCACAUUUAAAAAAGAAGAGGAAGAAGUUUCAACAGUGAAAGAAGAAGAGGACGAGGUUAUCACAGUGAAAAUUGAGGAGGGUGGAGAGAGGCCUAGCCCCAGCACCGAGACUAAAUGGGGCUCGAAGAGUGGAAAAAGUUUGAUACAGGAACUAGACUGGCGAGCUCCUGUGGAGAAACCUCACUGCUGUUCCCAGUGUGGCAAAACAUUCUCAGAGUCCGGAAACCUGAAGCAGCACAUGCGGACGCACAGCGGAGAGAGACCUUACCACUGCUCCAAAUGUGGGAAACGCUUCAUACAAUUGGGACACUUCAACAGCCACCAGCGCACGCACACGCAGGAGAAACCGUUCAGUUGCGGUGAGUGCGGGAAGAGUUUCUCUCAGAGAAUCAAUUUGAAGAAACACCAGCUCACACACUCCGGUGAGAGGCCUUUCCUGUGCUCUGACUGCGGGAAGAGUUUCUCUUCAUCUACCAACCUAAAAAGACACCAGAGCACGCACAGCAAUGAAAAGCCUUUCCAGUGCACCAACUGUGAGAAAAGUUUCACUCAUAUACACCACUUGACACGUCAUCAGACCGUACACACGGGGGAGAAACCUUACACUUGCUCUGACUGUGGAAGGAGUUUCUCCCUCCAGGGGACUUUAAAGAAACACCAGCGCACACACACCGGGGAGAAACCGUACCAGUGCUUGCUCUGCGGGAAGAAUUUCUCUCUUUCGGUGGCACUGAAGAGACACCAGCUCAUGCACACUGGAGAGAAACCAUACCAAUGCUCUCAAUGCGGGAAGAGUUUCACCCAAAAGGGACAAUUAACUCAACACCAGGGCACACAUGAACUAGAAAAGCCUUACCCCUGCUCCCAGUGUGGGAAAAGUUACUCCUCAGCCCCCUCGUUAAAAGCACAUCAGAGGACUCACAAAGAGUCAACGUCACUCGCAAUGACAGCACAUUUCAAUUUAAAAGGAAUGGACUGGUUUGCAUUCAGUACCACAGAACGGUGAGCAACCUUGAAUUCAAUGGAAACUGCACUUAAAAACUUUAAGCCAAUUGCAACCAUCGAUGGCCACCAGAUUAUCGCCAGCUGAUCUUUAGUUAAACCAGUAAUUGGCGCUAAAAUCACCUACACAGCUACACACCUAUCUCAAUCUCUAUCUCAAUUGCAACCAUUAUUGGACACCAUUACCUCUCCCUAAAGUGGAUGUUGAGCUUUACUCUUAGUUCUGAUUUUAAGACUAUUUUGCCCUCUGUUGGGUAUUAUCAUCAGAACAAUUGAAUCCUGUUUUUUUUUUGCAGAUUCAAGGUGAUUUUAAUCAAUUUGACAAUCAUUCCAUACAACUCAAGUAAAGUAUUUAAUUUACUUGUUUUCCACAGCAAAUCCUCUAUGGCAGUGUAGCCUACCCUACGCAUUUUAUGAUUGGAAAAAUCAUGGUGUAGGAUAAAUUUGUUUCCAAUUUAUGUAAUCCAUUAAUGAUUUAACUUGUCUAAAUAAAAUAUGGCAUUUUUUUCCAUCGAGAGGUGAAGAACAAUUUCCUGAACUGUAGGAUACACAUUUGAAACAGUAUUGUAGGCCAUUUUUUAAUAAAAUUAUCUUGUAUUCUAUUUGGAAGUCGUUCUCUUAAUUUAAUUAAAGUGCUUAAUUUUUUAUAUUGAUAUUUAAAUUGUCUAUCACGUGUUGCCACAAUCCAUAUCGCAGCAUAGCCUAGUGGUUAGAGCUUUGUACUAGUAACCGAAAGGUUGCAAAAUCGAAUCCCCGAGCUGACAAGGUACAAAUCUGUUCAUCUGCCCCUGAACAAGGCAGUUAACACACUGUUCCUAGGCAGUCAUUGAAAAUAAGAACUUGUUCUUAACUGACUUACCUGGUAAAAUAAAAAAAUAUGGUAAUAUUACUUAAUUGGGAUGGAAGUAGGGAACGCAGACAAUGACCAUUUUCGUUGUCUAGUAUCAUGCGGGCUUAACACUGUAACAACAUAUCAGUUGGUCUGAUAGUUUAUUUGGGUGUUAUUUUUAGCUCAGAGCUCCGUGUAAUCUCCCAGAAGUAUUGUUUGACGGAAACCAGCGUUAACACAGUGAUGAGUGCGUAGUUUGUUGCUUGUUUGUUGCAAUGAACGCGUGUGACUAUGGUUGCCCAGAGAGCAGAUCCCAUAGGGUUUGCUGCAUGAUUUUCCGAUGAACACACCAAUAUUGAUCAGGCAACACUUAACCACACCCACCAAACGGGAGUAAACAUACCUCAAAGGCUGUUGAAGAUGGGUGUGCACUGUUUUGGGGUAACGUGUCGUUCAAUAGAAACCGUCACACAACUGAGCAAACUUUGUAGCGAACUGAAUGCACCCUUGGUGUUGUGCUGUGUUUGUAACCAACUGAGCGGUGGGAAUUUCCCACUUUUGCAGUCGUAAAUACCAGUUGGAUGCAUUCGCAUGUUUUGAACUCGUUGAAAAAUAUUGAUUGGCUAAUGUCCAACAAGCUGGGUAAACCAUAAACUAACAGUACAGCUAUCAUGCUUGUUAACAGAUUAGUGUUCAAAACCCAUAUUAGUAGAUGUCUUUUUAUAAAUAAUGUGUUGUUGCAUUGAAAGGUCCAAUGCAGACGUUUUUAUCUAAAUAUUACAUUUCUGGUUAGCAAUUAAGUACCCUACUGUCUAUAAACAAAAGUAACUUCUUAGCAAAUAGCAAUUUCUCAAGCAAUGAAUGUUGCUAGGACUGUCUAGGUGGGGAAAACUAGCUGUUAUUGGUAGAGGUUUGGAACUCUCUUUCUUAUUGGUCUAUUAACUAAUUUGCCACCUGUUGAUGUCACCAGGCAGGCCAAAACUCCAUCCCACCAAAGCAGGCAGAUAUUUUAGGCUGUCUUCAAACAGCUCUUAUGCUAAAAUGGCAUAAUCACAAUUUCACAGUAUUAUUCCAACCUCAUAGUGUAGAAAAAAUAUAAAACACAGGAAAAUCACGUUUUGCACUCCCCAUGCUGUCAGUCAAGAACAAAUUCUUAUUUAGGGCCUACACUGGCAAAACCCAGACGACGCUGGGCCAAUUGUGCACCGCCCUAUGGGACUCCCAAUCACAGCCAGUUGUGAUACAACCUGGUUUCGAUCCAGGGUGUCUGUAGUGACGCCUCUAGCACUGAGAUGCAGUGCCUUCGACCGCUGUGCCACCCAGUUGCUACAAUAGCACAGAUAUAUCUAUGAUUUUCCCCAGUGGUAUGUGGUAAAUUCCCACCUGCCACUUGGUUACAAACGCACAUAGGGAAUGUGUUGGGAACUCCCUCAAGCCAGUGCAUGCACCAAUCCAAUGGCACUAAAUCUUUGAGGGGGGAGUGAACAAGUGCACAACUUGGGGGAGAAACUAAAUUGGGUGUGCACCUUUUCACUAAUCCCACUUUUCUAAUAUUGGACUGCACUAAGUAAGCAGACUGAAGUUCAAUGCUCACUGCAUGUAAUUGCUUAUUGAUGAUGCUAUACUGUAUUUUAUUCAUAUGAUCUUACUAAUGUGGUUGUAUAUAUUAUUUUUCCAGAUGUGUAAAACCAAGCAAAUUCCUGUCAACAUUGUUAUUGUAAAAUGUAAUCACCUCAACAGAUGGAUCAGAACUGCAAGCAACUUUGUCAAAGAUACAAGUUAGGCAUUAUCGCACAAAUGAAUAAAUAUAUCAAUGUAAUCAGCACA
Messenger RNA from Oncorhynchus keta (chum salmon), 5029 nucleotides. RefSeq names its product zinc finger protein 239-like. Gene Ontology annotation, cellular component: nucleus. The transcript is spliced from 4 exons. Gene Ontology annotation, molecular function: RNA polymerase II cis-regulatory region sequence-specific DNA binding; DNA-binding transcription factor activity, RNA polymerase II-specific. The coding region runs from base 1202 to 2377 and encodes 391 amino acids. Lineage: Eukaryota; Metazoa; Chordata; Actinopteri; Salmoniformes; Salmonidae. Gene Ontology annotation, biological process: central nervous system development; regulation of transcription by RNA polymerase II. The record is from RefSeq and is a predicted model, not a curated record.